Molecule: messenger RNA, 1279 nt
Organism: Arabidopsis arenosa
Lineage: Eukaryota; Viridiplantae; Streptophyta; Magnoliopsida; Brassicales; Brassicaceae
Source: the annotation of a GenBank genome assembly
GUCCCAAACCGUUCCUUCUCUUCUUUUAACACUUGUUCUUUUAAAGGCAAAGGCUCGAGCGACAGAGAUACAGAGAUCUGAGUUUCUCUCCUUCGAGAUCUGAUCGCCGAAUCUCAUAAUCUCUCUUCGACGCCGCGAAAUGGAGACUUUCCUAUUCACAUCCGAGUCUGUGAACGAGGGACACCCAGACAAGCUCUGUGACCAGAUCUCUGAUGCAGUCCUCGAUGCCUGCCUUGAACAAGACCCUGACAGCAAAGUUGCUUGUGAGACUUGCACCAAGACCAACAUGGUCAUGGUCUUUGGUGAGAUCACCACCAAGGCUACUGUUGACUACGAGAAGAUUGUCCAGCCCAGACAUUGCUCAAGGAGUUCACGGUCACUUCACAAAUGUCCUGAAGAUAUUGGAGCUGGUGACCAAGGCCACAUGUUUGGUUACGCUACUGAUGAAACCCCUGAGUUAAUGCCCCUGAGCCAUGUUCUUGCCACCAAGCUCGGUUGCUCGCCUAACAGAAGUCAGAAAGAAUGGGUGCCAUGGUCCCAAUCCGUGUCCACACAGUCCUCAUCUCCACCCAACACGAUUGAAACUGUGACCAACGACGAAAUUGCCCGUGACCUUAAGGAGCAUGUCAUCAAGCCGGUCAUCCCAGAGAAGUACCUAGACGAGAAAACCAUCUUUCACUUGAACCCAUCAGGCCGAUUCGUCAUUGGUGGACCCCAUGGAGACGCUGGUCUCACAGGGCGUAAGAUCAUCAUCGACACUUACGGUGGAUGGGGAGCUCACGGAGGCGGUGCAUUCUCUGGCAAAGACCCAACCAAGGUCGACAGAAGCGGAGCCUACAUUGUGAGACAAGCAGCUAGAGCGUUGUGGCUAACGGGAUGGCUCGUAGGGCUCUUGUUCAGGUCUCAUACGCCAUUGGAGUCCCUGAGCCAUUAUCUGUCUUUGUGGACACUUACGAGACUGGAGAGGAGGAAACGGAGGUUCUUGAAAACUGCGGCAUACGGACACUUCGGAAGGGACGACCCUGACUUCACCUGGGAAGUCGUCAAGCCACUCAAGUGGGACAAACCUCAAGCUUAAAUUUUACCUACUCUGUUUCUAUCUUCCUUCCGCAAACCAAUUAUCUGCUCACGUUUUUAUUCUCUGUUUUUGUUUUUUAAUGUGGUUAUGUAUCAUGUACUUGAGCUAUUUCAAUUGGGUGUUUGUUUUAACUUUAUAGUAAGUUUCAUGUUGUUCUUAUAUUAAUUUUCCAUGAAAAAUUAAUAUAAACUAUUUGUCAUG